This is a messenger RNA of Notodromas monacha, 1078 nucleotides long. NCBI's taxonomy places the organism in Eukaryota, Metazoa, Arthropoda, Ostracoda, Podocopida, Cyprididae. The record is from the annotation of a GenBank genome assembly.
AUGUUUUGUUUUUUAUAGCUGAGGUUGAAGAUGGUGACUAUGACAUUACGGGCUGUCGAACUGUUUAUUAUUCUCAUUGUCACGAUUAUUACGGCAAUGGGUUCGAGUGCAGCAGACAAGGAUGCAACCAUGGCCGCAACUCAGGAAGUAAGACUGUUCACCCUGGCUGGUCAAUCAGGGGCCUCGACAACGACGGCCAUUAAAUGUGACGACGCGAGCACGUGCUCGACACCCGACGUCAUGGACAACAGUUUCGACGGUGUUUGUGUCGAUGGACUGUGGAUAUUUUAUUCAGAAAUAGAUUAUGCAGGAGAUUCGGAGUUCCACUUUGGAUCCAACACGUGCGCGGAUUUUGCAUUUGGAGCUGAUAACUUGUCGUCGUUCAGAUACGUUGGAUCUUUGUUAGACUGGAUGAAACCGGGUCUUACACUUUACAGAGAGGACGGAUAUCGUGGACAAGAACUUUACAAAUCAGGGGAUGGAAAUUCCGUAAUUUCAGGAAACUCCACAUGGCGCUCCCUUUUCGUCUCAGGACUUGAUGACUGGACUCUCUAUUCGAAUGCGGAUUUCUCUGGAGUGUCAGUGUGCAUCGGUGACGUGAUCUCGUCAUUUGGCCCUGGAUACAUCGACGGCAUAGAAGAAGUCAUUGGUGUCGGAACCGUCGAGGACGGAUAUCGUGGACAAGAACUUUACAAAUCAGGGGAUGGAAAUUCCGUAAUUUCAGGAAACUCCACAUGGCGCUCCCUCUUCGUCUCCGGACUUGAUGACUGGACUCUCUAUUCGAAUGCGGAUUUCUCUGGAGUGUCAGUGUGCAUCGGUGACGUGAUCUCGUCAUUUGGCCCUGGAUACAUCGACGGCAUAGAAGAAGUCAUUGGUGUCGGAACCGUCGGUUCCGUGCGACGUGGUUGCUUCAAAUGAAACCCAUCUUCUAUUCACCAUUUUAGUAAAAGAAAUCCCACGAGAAAGUGAAUUGAAUUCAAAUCCUUUUUUUUUAAAUCGUUCCUAUAAUAAGGAACCCGGACGUUCUGGGACACUACACGCGGUGAAAUAAAUCUAAUAUCGUCUUCUAUCAGCCCUA